UUUCCUCCGGCGUAGCAGCCUCAGUCCGGUCCGUUCCUCCCCGUGUCAAACCGCUCCUGGCUCCUGCUCUCCUGCCCGCUCUCCUGCUCUCCUCCUCGGCCUCCAUCCAUCCAUCCGCUUCCCCGCGCUCCGGAUCCACGCUCCACGCUCCCGGCGGGAAACCAAACCGGGGGGGGGAUGCUGCCGCCGCGCGAGUCCCACCGAGCAGUCACCUAGGCCGGCUGCAGAGGAGCCGCAGUGCCAGGGGGCUGUCCUGUCUGGAGCUCUGGGGCCGCCGUCUCGGGAUUUUUUUACGGAGCUUUUUCUCGUGUCUCCCGGCGGGUCGUGUCCGUGGAUCUCCCCGCUUUUCCCCGGAGCUUCACCCUCGGUCUACCCCCCUCCUUCAGCUGGAUGUGACGGAGGCCCCGGGGGGAAGGUCGCGCUGCGUUGCCCGGGCGCAGAGCUCGAACGCCGGGGAGAGACUGGAGGGGUGACGUGUGAUUGGACGGAGCCACAACAUGAAUCCUCUGAACCAGAUGAAGGCGGGACUCAACAACCCGCACAGUGAUGGCUCGUAUCCGUACGACUCGAGUUGGCAGCAGCCUCCGAACCAGCCCACCGGGUCUCUGUCUGUGGUCACGACGGUGUGGGGAGUCACCAACCCCUCGGCCUCUCAGGGUCUUGGAGGAGGCGUGAUGGGGCCCGGCGCUUCUCCGUCUGCGGGGCCCAUGAUGCAGGGCCCCCCCUCUGGGAUGGGAGGGGGCCCCGGGGGGUACAUGGGGCAGCAGGGCUACGGCGAGCCCAACAAAGGCUACAUGAGCCAGGGCAUGUACGGGCGCGGGCCCGGGGGGUACGGCGGAGCUCCGGGAGGAUACGGGGGCAGUUACCCGUCUAACCCCGGGGCGUCGCGGGGCUCUGCAGACUUCACUCAGGCCGCCGCUGCAGCCGCCGUCGCCGCCGCUGCCGCUACGGCAACGGCCACCGCCACGGCAACCGUUGCCGCAGCGAUACAGGAGAAACAGAACCAGGAGGUCAACUACGGACCAAUGGGCGCUCCAGGCUACAGUCCCCAGUUCAUGUCCGGUCCUCGAGGUCCGGGGAUGGGUCCAGGGCCAAACCGAGGCCCUCAGUCCAUGGGGCCCAUGUUCGGAGGAGGGCCCCAGAGGCUCCCGAACUACGGCCCCCAGCAACCGGGACACCUGAGGCAGCAGCAGGGCCUCAAGAGGGUCCUUAGUCUCUGGUUUAGUCUGUCGUUCCCGGGGAUGCCGCAGCAGUACGGAGUCCCCGUCGGGUCUGGACCUGGGUCUGGUUCAGUCCCUGGGUCUUACUCUGGACCCAACAUGCCCUAUCACACAGGUGCAGGUGGUCCUGGCCCCGCCCCUCAGCGCUCAGGCUCCUCCCCCUCGUAUCAGACUCAUAAAAUGGGUCUCCCUCAGUACCAGGCGCCGGGACCCACCUCACAGUUUUAUAAGCAGGAGCAGUUUAACGGACAGGGAGCCGCGCUGAACUCUCUGUCAGCAGGGGGCGCUGGAGGAGUCUACAGCCAGUUUAACCAGUCCUCAGGGCCCGGUCGAGGGUUGCCCGGUUACCCCAGCUCCCCGCUUCCCGGUAACCCGACUCCGCCCAUCACCCCCGGCAACAGCUCCAUGGCGCCGCCCUACAUGUCGCCUGGCAACACCGACGUCAAGCCCACGCCCCCCUCCUUCCUGCCGGACGUCAAACCCAACAUGGCGACGCUGCCCCCUCCCCCCAACACCGGAAACCCGAGUGACGACCUGCGGCUCACGUUUCCUGUGCGGGACGGUGUGGUGCUGGAGCCGUUCAGACUGGAGCACAACCUCGCCGUGUCCAACCACGUGUUCCAACUACGAGAGUCUGUGUACAAAACGCUCAUCAUGAGGCCGGACUUGGAGCUGCAGUUCAAAUGUUACCACCACGAGGACAGACAGAUGAACACGAACUGGCCCGCGUCUGUGCAGGUGAGUGUGAACGCCACGCCUCUCACCAUCGAGCGCGGGGACAACAAAACGUCGCACAAACCUCUGUACCUGAAACAAGUGUGUCAGCCCGGACGCAACACCAUCCAGAUCACUGUGACGGCCUGCUGCUGCUCUCACCUGUUCGUGCUUCAGUUGGUGCACAGACCUUCAGUUCGCUCGGUGCUCCAGGGGCUGAUGAAGAAGAGGCUGCUGCCGGCCGAGCACUGCGUCACCAAGAUAAAGCGUAACUUCAGCGCGGGGUCGGUGGCGGGGACGGCCGGGCUGAACGGAGAGGACGGCGUGGAGCAGACGGCGAUCAGAGUGUCCCUCAAAUGCCCCAUCACCUUCAGACGAAUCCAGCUGCCAGCCCGAGGGCACGACUGUCGGCAUAUACAGUGCUUUGACCUGGAGUCGUACCUUCAGCUGAACUGUGAGAGAGGGACCUGGAGGUGUCCUGUCUGCAAUAAAACGGCUCUGCUGGAGGGUCUGGAGGUGGACCAGUACAUGCUCGCCAUCCUCAUCUACGUCCAGAAUUCGGAGUACGAGGAGAUCAGCAUAGACCCGGUGUGUAGUUGGCGUCCGGUCCCGGUGAAGCCCGACGUUCACGUGAAGGAGGAGUGCGACGGGCCGCAGCUCAAACGCUGUCGGACCCUCAGCCCCAGUCACAUGGUUCUGCCCAGUGUCAUGGAGAUGAUCGCCUCUCUCGGCCCCGCCCCCUCCUCCAUAGGCCCCGCCCCCUCCGCCUCCUCGCCCAUGCCGUUCCCCGGCCUCACCCCAGGGGGCAGCAACACGCCGGACUACAGCACGCCAGCUCCGUCCUACCCGACCCCAGGUCCUGGUCCUGGAUCUGGACCCGGCUCCACUCCGGGACCACAGUCCGGACCAGGAUUUCCUGAGUACAGCUCCGGACCCGGGACCCCAGGACCUCCCCCCCUGUCCUACCAGACCGAACUGAACCCACAGAUACAGAUGUCUGGUCGGUUGGACUCCACUUCCCAUGGUGCACCUGUGCCUCAGCAGCCUGGUCUCCACAGUAACGGCUCUCAGGGGGGCGGGCCCAUGAUGCAGAGGGCGGGGCAGAACCGUCUCCACGGCGACGGAGCGUUCGGGCUCGGAGGGGACGUCCCAGAACCGUCUCUGGAUCUGCUGCCGGAGCUCACGAACCCCGACGAGCUGCUGUCGUACCUGGGCCCGCCGGAUCUGCCCAGCAACAACAACGACGACCUGCUGUCCCUCUUCGAGAACAACUGACCAAUCACGGUGCUCCGAUCAACCCCCCGUCGACCCCCCCCCCCCGCCGCCGCCGACCGCAGCCCCUCGCUCCGACGCCGCACCGAUAAGCUUCUUCUGCCCGGCGACGGGUCUCCACGACGACUCCACCACCGGGCUGAAACCGACCAAUCGCCUGCCUCCAUUUGACACGAACUGACCAAUGAGAGGAGGCGCUGUUGUAAAAAUACGAACUCUCUGUAUGUAUUUGUUCUUUUAAACGGACUCGUUAAAAAAAAAGACGGUUUUAAAUCUUAAACGUGUGACGAACUGUGCGUUUUGAUCUUGUAUUUUUAUCCGACUGUACAUUUGUGUAGAGCCGUGUCCUUCACUUUAACUGAAAAGAAGCAGAUUUUUACCGUUUUGGACUCAAACGUUUUUAACACGAGGAAAAAGCGAAAACUCGGAGGGAAACGGGGCAGUUUGUUUAAUUCAGAAAAAUAUUUUGUAAACGAACUGCCGGCCUGAGUGUGUGUGGGCGUUACUGUGUGGUUUUCCCGUGUCCCCGUCUCGGGAACGACCGCAGACUGUGUUUAAAAACGGACAUAAAUACAGGAAGUGAGCAUGGACACGCUUCCGGCUCCAUCGGCUCUGGCUCCAAUUCACUUUCUAUUCAAAAACCGUCACCCUUUUCUCUGUAACUGCUGCUGUUUCUUCAUUUUUUGGUCUUAAAAUGUUCGUAUUAACCCGCUCUGCGUGAGUUUUAUUUUUAUAUUUUGCUGUUUUGUCCCUAAAUCGAGAUGUCACAUUAGAAAAAAACUUGUGUUAAAGUCAAACGACGUGAAAGAAAAUCUAAACGUCACUACAAAGUUUUUAGAAGACACUUUCUCUACACAAACACAACUUAACAAAACAAAAUGACGUGAAGAUGAUUCUCCUCAUUUACUCUGUGCGUCGACGUUUUUGCUGUGACGUAAAUCCAACCGAACCCGCCCGAGUUUGUGUUUUCGGAACCGUGAUUUGGUCGGCCGUUCCAUUGCACGUUCUCGAGGUGGAGGUCGGUUUUCCGUGAUUCCCGAGCGCAAUAAAACGCAGCGUUAACAACAGGUUUGAUCUAUUUCCUGCUAAACCAGCGUGAAGGAGCGUUACUAUGAACACCCUCGCUCCGGACUGGCUCUUUUUGUUGCUAUGAAACGUGGAAUUCAGCUCUGGAUUCGCUCCUUUAACUCACGGCCUCGCUGAACUUCAUUUGACUGGAGCCGAAGUGUGUCGUCACUCGGGCUGGGAUCAUUCAUAAGUUGCCGAUACGAUACAGACCUCGAGACAGUGAGCUUUCGAUUCGAUACGGUUCAAUAAAAAUAAAGUCUAAGUCAUGUCUGUGAUACUAAAAGUUUUUGUUAAAUCACUUCUUGUGCAAAGUUCAUAUGAAACACAAACAUUUUAAUCAUUAAAUUAGAGCCUUGCACCUGCGUAAUCGACGCAAAACAGAGCGGAGAGGGACACAUUUUGAAAGCUCAUUACGGCGCAGGCAGGAGCGGGACUUUAGCGAGCGGGUGGGGUGAUAAACUGCAGUCCCACAAACUAAAUCAGUGUAAAGUAAAAUAUACAAUAUACAGAAUAUUUUAUUUGGCAUUAAUAAAAACAUUUUGAGCAGAUUAACUUGCGGACAUGCUCUAAUCUCAGGCACAUUUUAGACAUUUCCUUUCCUCUUCUCCGUGUUUAGAGUUUAAGAAAGUGAACAUUUACCCAGUCUGGUGCCACCUAGUGCCUCCGCUCAGUUUCAUUUCUCUCCAGCUCUAGAUCAGGAAUCAGAAAACACUAGACGGUUUACUAGAACCCUGGAAGUUGUAGACGGCGCAUCGACCAAUCUGUGAAGAGACAGACAUUCUGUGCUGUCAACGAUUCCUGAGAUCGAGGAUUUAAAGCCGGAACAAAGAGAAUGUUUGGUGAAUUUUAUCAAGAGGAAAGACGUUAUUGUUCUUCUUCCAAACGUCACGACCAAACAGCAGUGAUUGGUUAAAUAAAAAAAGUACCUGCCUACCGUUGAGCGAACGAAUCCUAAUGCUGCGAGGUCACACGGUUUCUACCAAGAGAAACAAAGUGAAACCAGCUGAUGAAUCAGGCUAGCGAACAUUCCCAUCUCGCGGGAUUUGUGGGUGAAAACGGGACAAAAUAUCGCAGAUGUGGGCGGGAGCGGGAAUGAAAAUGACAAAUUCUAAUUACAGGGCUAAAUAUUCUGUCCCGAUCAGAGCUCUACGACAAAACAGUGAAAAUGUCAAAUGUGUCGCAUAAACGAGUUUUAAUUCCACUAAAUAAGCGACAAAACUGUAUCCUGAUUCAUGAGCCGGUGUCACUUGGUGUAAACCGUGUGACCUCACAGCAUUAGGAUUCGUUCGCUCGACAGUAGGCGGGGACUUUUUUUGUUUAACCAAUCGCUGCUGUUUGGUCUGUAAUGCUCCAAAUCCCACAGGAAAAAGAACAAUAACGUCUUUCCUCUUGAUAAAAUUCACCAAACAUUCUCUUUGUUCAGACUUUAAAUCCUUGAUCUCGGGAAUUGUUUCCAACACAGAAUGUCUGUCUCUUCUCUGAUUGGCUGGAGCCUGAACUCACACUUCCAGGGUUUUUGCAAAUCGUUUGUGUUUUCUGAUUCCUGAUCUAAUCGCUGGAGGAAAAUGAAAUUGACCAGAGGCACUGGGUGUGGGCAGGAGCGGGACGAAAUAUUCUGUCCCACGCAGAUCUCUCCAACAAAACAGUGAAAAUGUCAAAUGUGUCGCAUAAACGAGUUUAAUUCCACUAAACAAACAACAAAACUACAGCUGUAAGAAAAUAAUUUAGUAAAAUAAACCAAAAAAUACUCAUGGUGAUAUAUCGACACAGCAGCCCGCGAUAUCGAUACUGAAUCAUCAGAUUAAACAAUCCAUGUAUCAUUCAUUCGUUUUUCAAUAUAAAACCAAAAAUAAGAAAAUGAAAAAACAACAGUUUUCUUCAUUAUUUGUCUCCAAAACCAAAAUGAAAAAACAGAUAAUUUGUUUUUUCAGUUUUUCCCGUGACUGCGAUGUCGGACUUUUGCACUGCAUACGGACUGAACCAGGGCUGAUCCAGGUCCGGGACCAGACCAGGAUGCCAGAGCGCGAAGCUGAGGCUCGGACUGGUCCCGGUUUCAGUUCUGAUCUCAGUCACAGUCUGGUCCCAGUCUGGUCCCGGUCUUGUCUCAGUCUCGGUCUGGUCCCGGUGUGGUCCUGGUCUGGUCUCAGUCUUGGUCUGGUCCCGGUCUCAGUUCUGAUCUCAGUCUCAGUCUGUUCCCGGUCUGGUCCCGGUCUUGUCUCAGUCCUGCUCUGGUCUCAGACCAGGAUCAGUCCUGGUUCAGUCCGGCAUCACAGUCUCAGAAGUCACGUAAAACGGGAAUAAUCGAAAAACUGAAAAAAAACGAAUCAUUAUCUGUUGUUUUUUUUUUUUUUUUUUCAUUUUGGUUUUGGAGACAAAUAAUGAAGAAAAGUGUUGAUUUUUCAUUUUCUUAUUUUUUGGUUUUAUAUUAAAAAACAAAUGAACGAACGACAUACGAUAUUUUGACAUUUCGGUAUUUCUACUCACCCUUAAGUCGUCAAACUUCCUCCAUCUGUUUCUUUGUUCAGUCUGUGGUCGGAUUCUCUCGACUCAAACCCCGAACAGCAACAAGCAAAUAUUUCACGUGAACAAACUCUUAGGUUUUACGAUGAACUGAACAAACUGCCCCCUGCUUUUUGAAAAUAAUGUGAAAAUUCCUGGAUGGUUUUGGUGAAUUUUCCGGACAGCUUUAAGGGUUCUGUCGGCGGUCAUUUGUGGACGACUUAACUGUGGAUCAUUGUGUAAAAAAAAAAAGCAGUUUUGUGUUGGAGAAGUGUCCGCUCUCUGUAUGUUCCGUAAUGACUCUAUUAUUAUUAUUAUUAUUAUUAUUAUUAUUAUUAUUAUGAACAAUAAGAAUAACCUUUGUAAUUUAAUAAACACUCGGAAAGACCCCACGCAAUUACACCUCUUUAUUUCACAACAACAUUAUUUCUGACGUCGUUUAUAUGACGUGACAUGACGCUGCGACACUGCCCCCUGCUGUCCAAACGAAAACGCUCAUAAAAAAGGAGGAGGAAGAAAAAUCUCAGGUACAAAACACGACGAGCCUUCAGUCCGGGACCGACUCAGACCCAGACGCUUGUUUUUUUUUGUUUUGUUUUUUUAAAUUAAGGACAACAGAAUAUAACAUUUAAAAAAUACAAUGAUUAACAUUUACAAUAAUUGGCAUUAAAAAAAAAGACAAAAACAUAAAGCAACACCCACAAAAAAUACAAAAUAACAACAAAAAAAUCCCCCAUUUCCCCCCAAAAUUAAACAAACGUAAUGCGGUGCUCACUGUUGGGCGAGUGACUUUAAAACUAUAAAUGUGUUUUUAUUUAUGACGUGUUUCUGUCAUUUCAAAGUGAUUCGUUACAUUAAAAUAUGACUGUGUUUAAAAUGUAAAA
Messenger RNA from Boleophthalmus pectinirostris (great blue-spotted mudskipper), 7657 nucleotides. RefSeq names its product zinc finger MIZ domain-containing protein 2-like. The record is from RefSeq and is a predicted model, not a curated record. Bases 498 to 3209 code for a protein of 903 amino acids. The transcript has 21 exons. Gene Ontology annotation, biological process: regulation of transcription by RNA polymerase II; protein sumoylation. Gene Ontology annotation, molecular function: SUMO ligase activity; zinc ion binding. Lineage: Eukaryota; Metazoa; Chordata; Actinopteri; Gobiiformes; Gobiidae.